AUGGACACAGACACAGGCAUGCACCAAAACCAACACAACAACCAACACAACAACCAACACAACAACCAACACAACAACCAACACAACAACCAACACAACAACCAACAGUUCAAAACACUGCACCACAACCAACAGUUCAAAACACUGCACAGCAACAACCACAAACAGAGCAAGGACAUAAAAGAAGUAGAGAACAAGGAAACCAAGAAUUCUUAA
This is a messenger RNA of Trichomonas vaginalis G3, 216 nucleotides long. RefSeq lists its product as uncharacterized. The record is from RefSeq and is a predicted model, not a curated record. The coding region runs from base 1 to 216 and encodes 71 amino acids. The transcript has a single exon. NCBI's taxonomy places the organism in Eukaryota, Parabasalia, Trichomonadida, Trichomonadidae.